This is a messenger RNA of Anopheles coustani, 707 nucleotides long. Its product is annotated as protein anon-73B1. The coding region runs from base 142 to 411 and encodes 89 amino acids. The record is from RefSeq and is a predicted model, not a curated record. The transcript has 2 exons. Gene Ontology annotation, cellular component: membrane. NCBI's taxonomy places the organism in Eukaryota, Metazoa, Arthropoda, Insecta, Diptera, Culicidae.
GUGGUCUUUAAAAACUAUUCACAGGAAGAUUUAAGCUAGCCCGCAAAACCGAAGAAGAAGAAAAACUAUUCGGACGUUUGUGAAUUCCGGUUGAAACUGUGCACCGCACUGCAUUUCCAGAUUGUCGAACCCCAUUCAAGCAUGAGCGCCACGUUGGUAAAUAUUGCCGAGGAGGAUUUCUUCGGCACCGUCAUUAGGUACGGACUGUACGUGGGGGCAAUAUUCCAAAUGGUCUGCUUGGCUGCAUGCAUUGUUUUGCCGGACUCUUCCUCCGGAAAUGGCGACCCCGGAUGCUGGUCACCGAAGAACAACGAUAGUGAAGACUCCAGCUCGGAACAUUCAUCGCCUCAGAAUACCCCCAGACGGCCGUACCAUCGCAGCCGAAAGCAGGACAAAAAGAAGCGUCGUUAAAUCUUCAUUCGCUGUACCCGUUUGGAACAACAAACUGAAGACUUUGCAACACUCCACUAAAGCGUUAUUAACGUUUAAACGCCACGUAUUCUUUUUGAACUCGUUCAAGCUUUGCGUCAUUCAUUCAGACUGCUUCAGAAUUCCUUAAGAGUCGUUCCAAUCUCAGAAUAGUACUUACGCUAUCUUAUUGUAGCCUAUUGAUGUGCUUCUUAAAUACUAUAAAACUGUGUAAUCCGUUCGUAUACAUGUAAUAGUGUAUUUUCGUUUUAUAAAAUACAUUUAAAUAGUAGUAUGUA